Alnus glutinosa is the source of this 4280-nucleotide messenger RNA. RefSeq names its product tripeptidyl-peptidase 2. The record is from RefSeq and is a predicted model, not a curated record. Bases 59 to 4159 code for a protein of 1366 amino acids. Gene Ontology annotation, cellular component: cytosol. NCBI's taxonomy places the organism in Eukaryota, Viridiplantae, Streptophyta, Magnoliopsida, Fagales, Betulaceae. Gene Ontology annotation, biological process: proteolysis. Gene Ontology annotation, molecular function: tripeptidyl-peptidase activity; serine-type endopeptidase activity. The transcript is spliced from 34 exons.
GCACACCACCCCCGCCACCAUCCGUCGAAAUUACCAAACCCACCCUCUCACAAAAAGCAUGCAAAACCCCACAUUAAUGAAACUCACCGUUUUACCCUGCCCCCCUCCUUCGCUUUACACAACUGCAUUUCUCUCGCUCAUAAUUAGAAGGGCGCCCAGCACAGGAAGAAGAGCAAGAAAGAGCGAGUGGAGUGGUGGUAGUGGUUGUAGGGUUAGGGCGAUGCCUUGCUCUUCUCUUGGUGAUACCAGCGGGGACGACAAUGCGCGUUUGCGUAACUUCAAGCUGAACGAGUCGACCUUCUUGGCCUCCCUCAUGCCCAAGAAAGAGAUUGCCGCCGACCGCUUCAUCGAGGCUCACCCGGCGUACGACGGCCGCGGCGUUCUCAUCGCGAUCUUCGAUUCUGGUGUUGAUCCAGCUGCGGCUGGGCUGCAAGUUACCUCGGAUGGGAAGCCGAAAAUCCUAGAUGUCCUUGAUUGCACCGGGAGUGGAGAUGUUGAUACAUCAAAGGUGGUGAAAGUUGAUGAGGGCGGUUGUAUUCGUGGAGCUUCAGGGGCUUCUUUGGUUGUCAAUUCUUCAUGGAAAAACCCUUCUGGUGAAUGGCAUGUGGGUUAUAAGUUGGUGUAUGAGCUAUUUACGAACACAUUGACUUCUCGGUUGAAGAAAGAAAGAAAGAAAAAGUGGGAUGAAAAGAACAAGGAAGAAAUUGCUAAGGCCGUUAAGCUUCUUGAUGAAUUUGACCAGAAACAUACUAAAGUGGAGGAUGCAAACCUGAAAAGGGCUCGUGAAGACCUCCAAAACAGAGUUGAUAUUCUACAAAAGCAAGCUGAAAGCUUUGAUGACAAGGGGCCUGUCAUUGAUGCUGUUGUGUGGCAUGACGGAGAAGUAUGGAGGGUUGCUCUUGACACACAGAGUCUUGAGGAUGACCCAGAUUGUGGGAAACUUGCUAACUUUGUACCCCUAACUAAUUACAGGAUUGAACGGAAGUUCGGUGUGUUUAGCAAAUUAGAUGCCUGUACAUUCGUUGUUAAUGUGUAUGACGAAGGGAAAAUUUUGAGUAUUGUGACAGAUUGCUCCCCUCAUGGCACUCAUGUUGCUGGCAUUGCUACUGCUUUCCAUCCAAAGGAGUCCUUGUUGAAUGGUGUUGCGCCUGGAGCACAGUUAAUUUCUUGUAAAAUUGGAGAUUCACGCUUAGGUUCCAUGGAGACAGGGACUGGCUUGACUCGGGCUUUGAUAGCUGCUGUGGAGCAUAAGUGUGAUCUCAUCAACAUGAGCUAUGGAGAACCUGCAUUAUUGCCAGAUUAUGGUCGAUUUGUUGACCUUGUUAAUGAAGUGGUGAAUAAGCAUCGUCUGAUAUUUGUGAGUAGUGCUGGCAAUAGUGGGCCGGCAUUGAGCACUGUCGGUGCACCUGGUGGUACUACUUCAAGCAUUAUCGGAGUUGGUGCUUAUGUCUCUCCUGCAAUGGCUGCUGGUGCUCAUUGUGUGGUUGAACCUCCUAGUGAAGGGCUCGAGUACACUUGGUCCAGCCGAGGGCCAACGACUGAUGGAGAUCUUGGUGUCUGUGUAAGUGCUCCUGGUGGGGCUGUUGCUCCUGUUCCUACAUGGACUCUUCAGCGACGAAUGCUCAUGAAUGGAACAUCAAUGGCAUCUCCAUCUGCCUGUGGGGGAAUUGCGUUACUCUUGAGUGCAAUGAAGGUUGAGUGCAUUCCUGUGAGCCCCUAUAGUUUAAGGAAGGCUCUUGAGAAUACGGCUGUUCCCGUAGGUGGAUUGCCCGAAGAUAAACUAACCACUGGACAAGGGCUUAUGCAAGUUGACAAGGCAUACGAAUACAUACAAAAGUCCCGAAAUGUUCCGUGUGUUUGGUAUCAAGUAAAGAUUAAUCAAUCUGGAAAAUCAAGUCCUACAUCUCGAGGCAUCUACCUAAGGGAGGCUAGUGCUUGCCAACAUUGUACUGAGUGGACAGUGCAAGUUGAACCGAAAUUUCAUGAAGAUGCAAGUAAUUUAGAAGAAUUGGUUCUCUUUGAGGAGUGUAUAGAGUUACAUUCCAGUGAAAAGGCAGUGUUGAGGGCUCCUGACUAUCUCCUUCUUACUCAUAAUGGGCGUAGCUUCAAUAUAGUUGUGGAUCCUACCAAUCUGAGGGAUGGUCUGCACUAUUUUGAACUCUUUGGGGUUGAUUGCAAAGCACCAUGGCGUGGGCCUCUUUUCAGAAUCCCUAUAACUAUCACCAAACCUAUGGCUGUAGUGAAUAGGCCUCCUCUAGUUUCAUUUUCAAGGAUGCCAUUUCAGCCAGGCCACAUAGAAAGGAGAUAUAUAGAAGUUCCACUUGGUGCUAGUUGGGUUGAGGCAAUGAUACAAACAUCAGGAUUUGAUACAACCCGAAGAUUCUUUGUUGAUGCUGUUCAGAUUUGUCCCUUACAAAGGCCUAAAAAAUGGGAGAGCGUUGCUACAUUUUCUUCUCCUGGGGCAAAAAGCUUUGCCUUUCCUGUUGUCGGUGGUCGGACGAUGGAGUUAGCUAUAGCUCAGUUUUGGUCAAGUGGCAUAGGAAGUCAUGAAACCACUAUUGUUGAAUUUGAGGCCUUGUUUCAUGGGAUUAACAUCAAUAGAGGGGAAGUAUUACUUGAUGGAAGUGAAGCACCCACCAGAAUUGAUGCUGAAGCACUAUUGGCGUCUGAGAAACUUGUUCCUGCUGCUCUUCUGAACAAGAUAAGAACUCCAUAUCGUCCUAUUGAGUCUAAACUUAGUGCCCUUGCAACGAAUCGUGACAAACUACCCUCAGGCGAACAUAUUCUAGCACUGACAUUAAUUUACAAGUUCAAAUUGGAAGAUGCAGCUGAAAUAAAACCGCAAAUACCAUUACUUAACAAUCGCGUAUAUGACACUAAAUUUGAGUCUCAAUUUUAUAUGAUUUCUGACAAAAACAAGCGUAUAUAUGCAAUUGGUGAUGUCUAUCCAAAAUCUUCAAAACUUCCUAAGGGAGAAUAUAAUCUACAGCUAUACCUAAGGCAUGACAAUGUGCAGUAUUUGGAAAAACUAAAGCAGUUGGUCUUGUUCAUUGACAGAAAAUUUGAUGAGAAGGAUAUUAUUAGAUUAAGCUUUUUCUCUCAACCAGAUGGCCCUGUUACGGGUAGUGGCAGCUUCAAAUCCUCAGUUUUAGUUCCUGGAAUACAAGAAGCAAUUUAUUUGGGGCCACCAUCCAAAGACAAGCUUCCAAAGAAUUCUUCACAAGGAUCUGUAUUGCUGGGAGCAAUCUCAUAUGGAAAGCUAUCAAAUGGUGGUCAAGAAGUGGGGAAGAAUCCACAGAAGAACCCUGUGUCCUAUCAGCUUUCUUAUAUAGUGCCACCAACUAAGCUUGAUGAGGACAAGGGAAAAGGUUCUUCCUCAACCGGCACCAAGACUGUUUCUGAACGUUUAGAAGAAGAAGUUCGAGAUGUGAAGAUUAAAAUUCUUUCAACCCUAAAGCAAGACAGUGAUGAGGAGCGUUUGGAAUGGAAAAAGUUCGCUUCCUCUCUCAAGUCUGAAUAUCCAAAACACACUCCUUUGCUUGCAAAGGUUUUGGAAGGUUUGCUUUCUCAGAGUAAUGAUUCAGACAAAAUUCGCCAUGAUGAAGAGGUCAUUGAUGCUGCAAAUGAGGUGAUUGGCAGUAUUGACAAAGAUGAGUUGGCAAAAGCUUUCUCCCUCAAAAGUGACCCAGAAGAUGAGGAGGCAGAGAAAAUCAAGAAGAAGAUGGAGACAACCCGUGAUCAAUUAGCAGAGGCAUUGUAUCAAAAAGGAUUGGCACUAGCGGAUAUUCAAUCUCUAGAGGGUGAGAAAGCUUCAUCUAAAGAUGCAAAAGAUGUGGACAAGAAUCACGAUCAAUCUCAAUCAGACUCUGGGGUCCAGCGAGAUUUGUUUGAAGAGAACUUCAAAGAAUUGCAGAGAUGGGUUGAUGUGAAUUCCUCUAAAUAUGGAACUCUCCUAGUGCUACGUGAGAGACGUAGUGGAAGGCUUGGGACAGCACUGAAGGCACUGAAUGACAUGAUUCAAGAUGAUGGGGAGCCUCCAAAGAAGAAGCUCUAUGAACUAAAGCUCUCUUUGCUUGAUGAGAUUGGAUGGAGUCAUUUGGCGACUUAUGAGAGACAAUGGAUGCAUGUGCGCUUCCCGGCAAGCUUGCCACUUUUCUAAGGUCACUCCAUUUCAGAGCAGUUGUCUUGUAUUGAAUUAGUAGAGGGCUAGGCCCAUUCCCACACGAUUGAUUCGCGUGAGCAUAAAUCUUCCCAUAAUAAAAUGGCCAUUUUCUGUACUA